AUGUAAUCACAAUUUAGCACUGGUCCAUAGAGAUUAAAUGGAAAGUUAUAAGCAAAUCAGCUGCUUACGAAUAGAAACUUUGAUCAUCUUGAGUAUGAUGAGAACCUAUAUGAUUUUAUGAAGUCUUAGGUGGCUUUUUAUCUUUAGACUUCGAAUGACCACAUAAAUACCUAUAUCUUAAAUGAAGGGCGUGGCUUGGAGAAGCAAUAGGUACUUAACAUUCAUUACAAUGAUACAAUUGGAAAAAGAGAGUUCGUAAAUGAUAUCCUUAUGUACACAAUAAUGCCGAAGUAAUGGGGAACCGGCGAAAAUAUUAAAGUAGUUGAUUAUGCCAAUGAAUUAGGAGCUGUUGUCAUAGAUAUUUAGGGCUCAUUUAAUGUCUAAUAAUUUGCAGAAAAACUCCGCGCUUUUUAUGAUGCUAAUAAACUUGACGAAUUCAUUGACUAUACCGAUGAUUCUGGCAGACAGCUCAGUGAAUAGGCUUAAUUAAGUAGAGCAAUUGAUGAUAAGCGCAAUUUCGUUAGAUAAUGCCUAAGCAAUCUUUAUAUAUUUAACUGUUUUGAUGCAAUUGAGUUCAAUCUUACAGUGAGAAGUAUGGCUAAUUUCCUUAAAAGUGAAAAAAAUAUUAGCUUGAUUGUUAUUGAUGGGCUACAUUUUAUUGAAAGUGUAGAGUAUUAUUCUUCAAAGGAUAGGAAUACUGCUGCUGCUCCUUUGAAUCAAGGUACAAUUGAUAAUAAAGAUGGAGUAAAAAAUAAGAGAGGAGGAAAGAAUAAUAACAUACAAAUGCUGGCUAAUAGUGAUUUGCCUAAUACAGACGAUUUUCUAGGUUCUGGUCAAACAAAUAUAAAAACUGAAUAAAAUAAAUACUCAAACGUCUCUGGUAGCAGUAAUUCAACCAAUAUUAGAUAGAGUUUUAAUCUAAGGAGAGGUGCUAAAUCAGGGUAGAAAUUAGACUAUAACUAUUUUGAUUCUAAGCUAAUUGAUAGAGCAAUUACUUUACUUCAUGAAUAUAAGAAGAUAUAUAGAUUUGCAGUUAUAAAUUGUCUUGCUAGGCCAAAUGUCAAGAAAACAACAGACUUACUUGAAUAGGUUAUGACUCGUGGUCUUUAACCAGAACAAAUACCGAAAAUUGUGCAAAAGGAAGUAAAUCCAAAUGACAUUCCAAAUAUUCAUGAUCCGAUGAGAUUGAGUGGCUAUAAUAUGGACAUCAUAUUGGAGGGUUAAAUUCAAGUAGCUGAUAUCACCGAUAAUUUCCUGAGAGAGGCAAUAAAAGGUCUCAAAUGUAACGAUAUUUUGAUAUUGAAGGGAGAGAAGCAGAAUAGUUUAUUACCUAGAUCAGACCCAAAGAAAGUCCACGAUUCGCUUUUAACAUAACAUUUGAGCUGCUGUAUUUUACCUCAGUAGAAGUUUAGUGGUAAUGAUAGGGUGGUAUAGGAAUAGGUACCAUAUGUUAAGAGAUAUCUAGGUCUUUAUAUAUUGUAUAAGGUUGAUGUUGAAAAGUAUAAGAUUGGUGAUGAUGUUAUGAAGUCAUUCUACUUUUGA
Molecule: messenger RNA, 1542 nt
Organism: Stylonychia lemnae
Lineage: Eukaryota; Ciliophora; Spirotrichea; Sporadotrichida; Oxytrichidae
Source: the annotation of a GenBank genome assembly